Cataglyphis hispanica is the source of this 1253-nucleotide messenger RNA. RefSeq lists its product as uncharacterized. Gene Ontology annotation, molecular function: chitin binding. The record is from RefSeq and is a predicted model, not a curated record. Lineage: Eukaryota; Metazoa; Arthropoda; Insecta; Hymenoptera; Formicidae. Gene Ontology annotation, cellular component: extracellular region. The transcript is spliced from 2 exons. The coding region runs from base 139 to 906 and encodes 255 amino acids.
GAUAACGCGAUGCAUAUUUAUAAAAGCCGGUCCGCCCGAAAUUCAGUCAAUCACGUAUUUAAACGGAUCAGAGAAGUGUUGACAAAACGAACGAUACGCGUUCUCUUUUCUUCAACUGGUUUGAGUAGACAAUAGGUGAUGAAGGGGAUAUACGUAAUCACCGUCGCCUUUUUGGUAUCUUGGAGCGUGUGCACUGCACACAAAAGUCAACAAUUUAUUCAGGAGACAGGACCCCUCGACAAUAUUGUUCGAGAAUGCCCGACUAAAGAUCCAGUAAAUACUACGAUCCAUCUCGCGCAUGAAAAUGAUUGCACCAAGUUUUACAAAUGCUUCGCGGGUAGAAGAACCGAAGAGUUAUGUCCCUUAAUGUGGAAAGACGAUCCAUAUAAAAGGCUGCACUUCAACAGAGCUCUUCAAGUCUGCGAUUGGCCGUGGCAAGCCGGUUGUGAAAGCUGUCUUGAACCAGAUAAAAAUGGCUACUAUCCGCCAGAUUUUUGGAUAGCAGCUCCAAAUAAUGGAGAUUGCAGAAGGUAUAUCAUAUGCAGGAGCGACGGUGGGCAACAAUCAGGUAUUUGUCCAAGCGAUCAGUGCUUUAGUCGCACAUGUCAGGCAUGUGUUAGGUAUCCAGAAGGUGGAAGCUGCAGUGGGAAUAUAACACCAACGUCGACACCGACACAAACACCAAAGCCGACACCGACACUACGCCCCAUUUGUGAAAAUAACAAGCGAAGAAAGCACGAAUGCGACUGUUCCAAAUAUUAUCAAUGUGAAAAUAAUGAAGAGUACGUUCAUCAAUGCGAAAACGGUCAACAUUUCAGUCCCAGAGGGGAGGAAUGCAAGCCAGCAGACGAAGCAGGGUGCUCACUACCGAAAUUAAUACCGAAGAUUAAUAUCAAGAAGAAUUAAAAAACCCGAUGAUUUUCGGCGAAGUCUAUUUCCAAGAAUAACUGAUGUCACGCGAGUGCAAACGUAAGUUAGUUUACAAGCAUGAAUAUGAAAGUAAUAGCCAUUGCUUUUGGAAAUUAUCCUUCGAUGAGAAUAAAUAGAAAUGACCGCUCGGAAAAUGUAAAAUGCAAAAAUAUCACAGUGAUGAUUAGACAUAGACCACCAUCAAUCUCGGAGCAUACAAAGUUGAAAGUAGUGACAAGUACGAAGAGCAAAAUUACACACGUGUUUGCUAAAAUUAUAUUAUUAUAUCUGUAAGAAGUAGAAUAGUUUCCUAAAAUAUUUUAAUAAAUCUAUUAAUGUAAGAU